AUGGAACCAGCUGCUGCUCUUAUACAUUCUUCCUCUCUCACUAUAUUCCCUUCCCCUCUCAAAGCCACACUCCGUCUCCCUCGUCUGAACUCCUUCUUACUUCAACCCUAUGGCUCUCUUCGUCUUCCACGACGCUCACUUCAUCUGCUGACGAAAUCAGCCUGCGAAAACCACAUUCACCAUCACCACCACCGACAUUGCUGUUCCGUGGGACUAACGGUAUCGAACUAUCCUCAGAAAUUGCUGAUCAAGUUCGCUAAAGCUAUUGGAUGGAUAAGAUUGGCCAACUUCCUCAGAAACCAUCUCAACCUUUGCUGCUCCUCCGCCGUACUCUUCAUCGCCGCCGCCGCUUGCCCUUACUUGUUUCCUAGGCCUUACAUUAAACCUCUUCAGAACUCCUUCAUGAUCGUUGCUUUCCCUUUUGUUGGAGUAAGGAUCUCUCGCUUGCUUCCUUCUUCUCUAUACUCGCUAACUGAGGAGUUCUUCACUAGCCGUUCGAUGGUGGAUGUUAAAGAGUUGAAGGAGAGUAAUCCAGAGACUGCACUGGUGAUUGAUGUGGAUAAUGGAAAUGUACCAAACUUCUUUGAUUUGUCGUGUAAAAGCGUCCAUGUGCACAAUGUAAAAGUUGGAUCCUAUAUUUUGGUAGGAACUGGUGAGAUUGUGCCUGUGGAUUGCCAAGUCUAUCAAGGUAAUGCAACCAUAACAAUUGAGCAUCUGACUGGUGAAGUGAAGCCAUUGGAAGCAAAAGCGGGAGAUGGAGUGCCUGGUGGGGCAAGGAAUUUAGAUGGUAGAAUAAUUGUGAAGGCUACAAAGGCAUGGAAUGAGUCGACACUUAACAAGAUUCUGCAGUUGACUGAGGAAGCAAACUCUAAUAAACCCAAAAUUCAGAGAUGGCUGGAUGAGUUUGGUGAGGUUUACAGCAAGGUGGUGGUUGUUUUAUCAGUAUCCAUUGCCUUCCUUGGUCCAGUUUUGUUCAAAUGGCCCUUUCUCAGCACCGCAGCAUGUAGAGGAUCUGUUUACAGAGCAUUAGGAUUUAUGAUGGCAGCAUCACCCUGUGCCUUGACAGUUGCUCCACUGGCUUAUGCUACUGCUAUCAGCUCCUGUGCCAGAAAGGGGAUAUUGCUGAAAGGUGGACAAGUAUUGGAUGCUCUAGCUUCUUGUCAUACUAUCGGUUUUGACAAAACCGGGACCUUAACAACCGGUGGCCUUACAUGCAAAGCAAUUGAACCCAUUUAUGGGCAUGAAGCCGGAAAAAAUGCAAGUGUAACUCCAUGUUGUAUGCCAAAUUGUGAAAGAGAAGCAUUAGCCGUUGUAGCUGCUAUGGAGAAAGGUACAACGCAUCCUAUUGGAAGAGCCAUGGUCGACCACAGUGUUGGGAAGGACCUCCCUUCUGUGUCUGUUGAAAGCUUUGAGUAUUUUCCUGGUAGAGGCCUUACUGUUACAGUUAACUAUGUUGAGUCCGUAACUGAAGACAGUAAACUGCAGAAAGCGUCACUUGGCUCCGUAGAAUUUAUCACAUCACUCUUCAAAUCGCAGGACGAGUCUAGGAAGAUUAAGGAUGCUGUAAACUCCUCUUUGUACGGAAAUGACUUUGUUCAUGCCGUUCUUUCGCUUGAUCAAAAGGUAACAUUGAUUCACCUCGAGGAUCAGCCUCGUCCAGAGGUACCAGAAGUUAUAGCAGAACUUAAAAGCUGGGGUAGACUCAGGAUAAUGAUGUUAACCGGAGACCAUGAGUCAAGUGCUAUGCGAGUUGCAAAUGCUGUAGGUAUUGAUGAAGUGUAUUGUAACCUAAAACCAGAAGACAAACUUAACCAUGUCAAAACCAUCUCAAGAGAUUCAGGUGGAGGAUUAAUCAUGGUGGGUGAAGGAAUUAACGAUGGUCCGGCUUUAGCAGCUGCAACUGUAGGGUUUGUUCUUGCUCAACGUGCAAGUGGGACGGCAAUAGCUGUUGCUGAUGUUUUACUGCUUCGAGACAACAUCACUGGUGUUCCCUUCUGUAUUGCCAAAUCCCGCCAAACAACAUCAUUGGUAAUAACAAAAGCCUUAAUAACACCAAAACUAGAGAUGCAAAAUUGUCAGAUUACAUUGAUGAUUCAUAUUAUCUCGUUUUGCAGGUUAAGCAAAACGUGGCUAUUGCGCUAGCCUCGAUACUCUUGGCUGCUCUUCCAUCAGCUCUCGGAUAUCUUCCUUUGUGGUUAACGGUAACAAUCAUGCUGCUUCUCUAAAGCUUUUAUAGAACUGUUUCUCUAAGUUUUCGUCUAUUGACUCAUAAUGCGUUAUUAUCACAGGUGCUGUUACAUGAAGGCGGAACACUUCUUGUGUGCCUUAACUCGAUACGCGGUUUAAACGAUCCAUCAUGGUCAUGGAGACAAGACAUAGCUCAACUGAUCAGCAACUUGAACUAAGGACACUUUUGUAAUAAUUAAAACUCAAUUAUUCAAGUUAUAGAAAUCUGAAAUGAAUCUCAAAACCUAAUAAAAUCUCUAAAUCCUACACUACGACCAUUAUCUCCUUGCAUACACGAACUUCCUCCUCCUCCGCCGCUUCCUAACUGUAAAUCCGCCAUGUAACUCCUCACCUCCGUCUUAAUCAUCUCUUGCAACACCGUCAUGAAAUCCCCACUACACCCCGGAAUACCCUUUACCCUCUCCUCCUCAUGUUUCCUCACCGGAAACAGCUCCGCCGUGUCUCUCCCUUGAGUUGACUCGUUGACACAAGGCAGAGACAAACUCAGAGAAGUCGCCGGAUCUUUCACCGUCGAUUCCAUCACCACACCACCAGCUCUCGCCGUUGGCUUAAAAACAUGAGACGGAGACGGCAAAACAGGUCCAAUGGAUUGCUCGCUGACGUCAGAUCCCGACGGACUUCCGGGACUCAUAAACAACCCCGUCGACACAACUCCUCCACCGCCGCUCGCCGUCCGUUUCAACGGCUGCUCAUCCGUUAAAUUACCAUCAUACCCUCCGUCGUCUGACGUCCAACCACCACCGCCGCCGCCGCCGCCGCAUUUCCGCUUCAGCGUCGAGUUCCAAUGAUUCUUGAUGGCGUUAUCGGUGCGACCAUUGAGAAGCCGAGCGAUCGUGGCCCACCUGUUACCGAACCGCGCGUGGGCGCGUAAGAUCGUCUCGUCUUCCUCCGGCGAGAAGGCACGGUGUUCAACCUCCGGAGAGAGCUGAUUGCACCACCGGAGACGGCAAGAUUUACCGGAGCGUCCGGGGAUGGAUUUGCUUAUGAGAGACCAGUUUCUUGGUCCGUGCUUUUGCACUAGCGUCUGCAAUAGCUCGUCUUCUUCGGGACUCCAUGGACCUUUUAUCCGGUCUGUUUCUUUCCGGGUCGAACCAGACAUCUUCGGAUCUUUUCUUUUGUUUGAACUUAUCGGAACCUUUUAAACGCGUUUCUUUGAGAGGAUGAUGAUGAGUGAGAGACGAGGGAUAUUUAUACGGGAUGUGAUGGUUACACGAGUCAUUGGUACUACCGUGGCGAUUGGCGGUGCGAUUUGGAGAUGCGUUUGUGUGUGACGUUAAAAUCAAGAGAGAAUCUUCCACGAAAACGGUUGGGAAUUUGGAUACAGCUGUAAGUGUACACGUGGCAUGUGAGAGUACAUUGUGGUACUAGAGAGCGUUUCACCGGUGGAGCGUUAUGUUCCAAUCAUUUCGUUUUUUCAGUUUAUUAUUCUCUCUUUUUUUUCUCAACCGAGUUUAUUCUUUUUCUGUGGAGAAAUAAUGUUUUUUUUUCUUCUUUUUUUGAA
This is a messenger RNA of Eruca vesicaria subsp. sativa (arugula), 3748 nucleotides long. Lineage: Eukaryota; Viridiplantae; Streptophyta; Magnoliopsida; Brassicales; Brassicaceae. The record is from the annotation of a GenBank genome assembly.